Caenorhabditis angaria is the source of this 355-nucleotide messenger RNA. The record is from the annotation of a GenBank genome assembly. Lineage: Eukaryota; Metazoa; Nematoda; Chromadorea; Rhabditida; Rhabditidae.
AUGAUUCGAUUUACUAUUUUGGUGAUUCUCCUAAUAUGUUUUAAUUUUAUAUAUUCACAUAAAAAUGCAUGGCUUCCACAACAUUGGUAUGGAGGGAAUUCGGAAACUAUUAGAUCAGGGGUUGUUCAAGAAUGGAAUCCACCACCAGUUAUGAAUAUUGGUACGGUAGCUCCACAUAUUUGCGGUUUCAACACUUUUACAAGGUAGAUCAACAGGUUUUCUGUGGGGGGAAAAUUUUCUGACAAAAAACUUUUUCAGAAGAUGUAUGGAUCCUGAAGGCUUCUGUCCUGGACGCUGUAUGAAUUUUCGGUACACUUAUAACACUUUAUAUGAUUGUCGAUGUCUUGCGAUCUGA